AUGAUGAACAUGGAAAAGCCAGAUGAAAUAAAGGGUGCAAUUCUUCAGGAUCAUAGGCCCUUUACACUAGAGGCAGAGAUCAAGUACGUUGGGUGGCUCACCUGUAAGACUCCAGAUAAGACAAUGUCGUCGAUUAUUAUAGAGUUUACAAGGCCAGAGGACGCCAACAAGAUCAUCGAUGAGGGCCUAGGAUGGAAAAGCAAGGCCAGUGAUGAACAUUUCAAGAAACAGCGUCAUAAUGCAGAUAAAACGGACGAAAAGACAUCUUGCCCUCAUUUCAAUUUAAUGCAAACAAUCGGCAUGGAGCUCCACGAUGCCACUUUAGGGUUUGCUACUACUUGA
Molecule: messenger RNA, 342 nt
Organism: Verruconis gallopava
Lineage: Eukaryota; Fungi; Ascomycota; Dothideomycetes; Venturiales; Sympoventuriaceae
Exons: 2
Coding region: 1-342 (113 amino acids)
Source: RefSeq, a predicted model, not a curated record